Molecule: messenger RNA, 1571 nt
Organism: Dama dama (fallow deer)
Lineage: Eukaryota; Metazoa; Chordata; Mammalia; Artiodactyla; Cervidae
Gene: COQ6
Product: coenzyme Q6, monooxygenase
Exons: 12
Coding region: 58-1467 (469 amino acids)
Biological process (GO): ubiquinone biosynthetic process
Cellular component (GO): mitochondrion
Molecular function (GO): oxidoreductase activity, acting on paired donors, with incorporation or reduction of molecular oxygen, NAD(P)H as one donor, and incorporation of one atom of oxygen; 2-octaprenyl-6-methoxyphenol hydroxylase activity; FAD binding
Source: RefSeq, a predicted model, not a curated record
GCGGACAGGUUCAGUUCCGUUCAGUUCAGUCGCUCAGAUACGGCUCAGGUCAGCGCCAUGGUGGCCCACCUGGCCAGGGUCCGGUGGGACGCUGUCUUUGCCGCUGCCCAGAAGGGCCCGCGGGUCUCCUGCCGGAGGUGGGCUGGCGCCUCGGCGGACAACGUGUACGAUGUGGUGGUGUCAGGGGGAGGCCUGGUAGGCUCCGCUAUGGCUUGUGCCUUAGGACAUGAUAUUCACUUUUGUGACAAGAAAAUCCUGUUGUUAGAAGCAGGUCCAAAGAAAGUACUGGAGAAAUUGCCAGAAACUUAUAGCAACAGGGUCAGCUCCAUCUCCCCUGGCUCUGCAACCCUUCUCAGUAGUUUUGGUGCCUGGGACCACAUCUGCAACAUGAGAUAUAGAGCCUUUCGGCGAAUGCAGGUGUGGGAUGCCUGCUCAGAGGCCCUGAUAAUGUUCGAUAAGGAUAAUUUAGAUGACAUGGGCUAUAUAGUGGAGAACGAUGUCAUCAUGCAUGCUCUCAGUAAGCAGCUGGAGGCUGUGUCAGACCGAGUGACCGUUCUCUACAAGAGCAGAGCAGUCAGCUAUACCUGGCCUUAUCCAUUUUCCAUGGCAGACUCCAGCCCUUGGGUUCAUAUUACCCUAGGUGAUGGCAGAACCCUCCAGACCAAAUUGUUGAUUGGUGCAGAUGGUCACAACUCAGGAGUGCGGCAGGCUGCGGGAAUCCGGAAUGUUAGCUGGAACUAUGACCAAUCCGCUGUCGUGGCUACUCUGCAUUUAUCAGAGGCCACUGAAAACAACGUAGCUUGGCAGAGAUUUCUCCCCUCUGGGCCCAUUGCUCUGCUUCCGCUCUCAGACACUAUGAGUUCCUUGGUUUGGUCCACAUCCCAUGAACAUGCAGCAGAGCUGGUCAGCAUGGAGGAGGAGGAGUUUGUGGAUGCCAUUAACUCCGCCUUUUGGAGUGAUGUGAACCACACAGACUUCAUCGACUCAGCCGGCUCCAUGCUACAGUCUGCAGUUGCCUUUCUGAAGCCCACUAGAGUCUCAGCUCGCCAGCUGCCCCCCAGUGUAGCCAGGGUGGACGCCAGAAGCCGAGUCCUGUUUCCUCUUGGGUUGGGACAUGCUGCCGAGUACGUCCGGCCUCGGCUGGCCCUCAUUGGGGAUGCAGCCCACAGGGUCCAUCCACUUGCAGGGCAAGGUGUCAACAUGGGCUUUGGGGAUAUCUCCAGCUUGCUCCAUCACCUCAGUACUGCAGCCUUCAACGGCAGAGACUUAGGCUCCAUGAGCCACCUCACAAGUUAUGAAACAGACCGACAGCGCCACAACACCGCUCUUCUGGCCGCUACGGACCUGCUGAAAAGGCUCUAUUCCACCAGGGCCACCCCCCUCGUGCUGCUCAGGACCUGGGGCCUGCAGGCCACGAAUGCAGUGUCUCCACUCAAAGAACAGAUUAUGGCCUUUGCAAGCAAAUGAACACUCUUCUUCUGGAGAUGAUGUUGAUGAAAAAUGCAUAUCGAACAUCUUUUUCCAAGACCACAUCAUUUCAAAAUUUAAUAAAUUUACAUUAGAAUUCUGCA